GUCUUGCAAGCUUGUCUAGUAUUGUGUUAAAUCGCAAAGAAACCCUCAACCUGUAGUAUGGCCGACGGAUACAGCGACAGCCCUCAGGGCUCGACUCUUUUCGAACUAAACAAUGGAUUGAAAAUACCUGCGCUAGGUUUCGGGGCUAUGAAAAAAGGUCUGGUAUUACCAGAAGAAGAGAGGGACUAUGUUCGCAGCCUGAUAGUGCAAGCCAUUAAAGCGGGCUAUCGCUUAAUUGAUACAUCUAAGAUCUAUGCAACUGAGGACCUUGUUGGAGAAGCUAUCAAGGAAUCUGGAGUACCUCGUUCGGAGAUCACUGUGGUGACAAAGCUGUCUAGUGAUGAUCACCAUGAUGUUCGUGCGGCUUUUGAGCGAUCGCGGAGCUUGCUCGAUACCUACAUUGAUAUCUAUAUCAUGCAUUGGCCGCAAGGCUUUGCCAAAGAUAUGUCACGCCCGUUGGCGUCUGAUGAGAAUCCCACGUAUAUAGAGGUCUAUAAAGAGAUGGAGAAGCUCGUGGGGCCAGACUGCAGGGGUAUCGGUGUUGGCAACCUCACACAGAAGACGUUGGACCUGUUGCUCAAAGAAGCGGAAAUCAAGCCUGUGGUCAAUGAAAUCGAGAUCCAUCCCCUGAAUCCAAAUACAAAGUUGGUCCCGUAUUGUCUGGAACGAGGCAUACGUCCAAUCGCCUGGGGCCCCCUAGCAGGCGGUCCUACAAGUCAUUACACGAACACCUCCGCAAUCUAUGAGAGUGACCUUCUCACCUCUCUUUCAUCACGCUAUGACCGUUCCAUCGGGACGGUCAUUUUGUCAUGGCUCGUUCAACGUGGAAUCGUCGUAAUUCCACAUUCAAGCUCACUGACCCGGCUGACCGAGAAUCGACGCCUCGCGAGACUAACCUACGAGGAGGUCCAACAGAUAAAUUCGUUGCACGAGGAACUCGGGAGAACACGGCUUAUCGAUUCUGUGGCCCAAUGCUGGAUGGAGGUACCAGGGAAAGGGAAAACUGUUAUGGGAUGGACAGUACAGGAGCUUGGGUGGGUAGACGAUAAGGGAGAAUGUUUGGUUUAAUGAUAUUUACAACAUCCUGGAUUACUUUCAGGGGUGUUGGCAGCACUUCAUUAGAACGAUCGCCUGGGCUAUCCAUGGGAUGGCUGUCGACAUCUAGGAUGAGAACAUCCUUUCAAACGCAAAGCACAACGAACUUUCUCUUGCUAAAUCAUAUUAGUGACCGAGUCCCUUGCUUGGAGGUCUGGC
Messenger RNA from Aspergillus pseudotamarii, 1254 nucleotides. RefSeq names its product aldo/keto reductase family protein. The transcript is spliced from 4 exons. The record is from RefSeq and is a predicted model, not a curated record. Bases 58 to 1068 code for a protein of 336 amino acids. NCBI's taxonomy places the organism in Eukaryota, Fungi, Ascomycota, Eurotiomycetes, Eurotiales, Aspergillaceae. Gene Ontology annotation, molecular function: oxidoreductase activity.